Molecule: messenger RNA, 3060 nt
Organism: Aedes albopictus (Asian tiger mosquito)
Lineage: Eukaryota; Metazoa; Arthropoda; Insecta; Diptera; Culicidae
Gene: Septin4
Product: septin-4
Exons: 6
Coding region: 706-1797 (363 amino acids)
Biological process (GO): regulation of exocytosis; cytoskeleton-dependent cytokinesis; intracellular protein localization
Cellular component (GO): septin complex; septin ring; cell division site
Molecular function (GO): molecular adaptor activity; GTP binding; GTPase activity
Source: RefSeq, a predicted model, not a curated record
CCGGCCGCAACAACAACGACGCCCGGCGCUCCCCAUAGCGAGUGCUUGAUUAGUCGCAUUUCUCUCGUCGACUCGCGCAGACACGCCUCGCGUAGAUUCGCGCGCCACGUGCGUCUGAUCGCUGGAACGUGAAUUUCGUGUGUGAACAAUCAUUGUGAUCCGGGUGUUGUUUUUGGGAAGGUAGUGAAACAAGAUACUGGUUUUCGUCAAUGCAACUUAAUCCCGAGUACAUAUGUGGAGUUAUUAUGAAUGACGAAAUGAUAAUAAUCUAAUAACGAGACUUGUCGGAGAGGACCAGGGAUAGCAGCUUUGUGAUCACAGGUGCUGGAAAAUCUGUUUUUGUGAAACUUACGGGCAAAGGUGCAAUUGCCUGGAAAAACAGGCAAAUCAGUGAAUGAAAAUGUCUUGAAAAUGUGGUUUAGUGAAUAAAAACGUGAAUCUAACACGUAGCAGCAGUGACGGAGUGACAAAGGAAAGAAAACGGCAAAAAACAGGGGCGACGUUCUGUCUAUCCUGUUUAGGAGGAAAUCGAAUUACCAAAAGGGGGAAGGAAAACCACACCGAACGGGCGCCGCAGUCAAUACGGCUCGGUUAUAGAGCUGUGGCUGGCUGGCAGGCAGCAGACUGCCAGAAUUGGGAUAGGCUUCGGCUCAACACAAGCAGAGCGCUCGAGGGAAAACAGCCAACGGUGCAGCAAAACAAAACAUGGCUGCUGAGCGGGACUACAUCGGUUUCGCGACCCUAGCCGAACAGGUGCACCGCAAAUCGGUCAAGCGUGGUUUCGAGUUCACGCUGAUGGUUUGCGGCGAGAGCGGGCUCGGCAAGUCCACGCUGAUCAACAGCCUGUUCCUGACGGACCUGUACCAGAACCGGACGGUCUCGCAGGUCGAGGAACGGACGGAGAAAACGACCAAAAUCGACAAGAAGACGCUCGAUAUCGAGGAGAAGGGUGUGAAGCUGCGGUUGACCAUCGUGGACACACCCGGGUUCGGCGACUCGAUCAACUGCGAAGACAGCUGGCGGGUGUGUACGCAGUACAUUGACGAACAGUUCCGGCAGUACUUCACCGACGAAAGCGGCCUGAACCGGCGGAACAUUCAGGAUAAUCGUGUUCAUUGUUUGCUCUACUUUGUGCCACCUUGGGGACAUGGUCUCCGACAGAUGGACAUCGACUUGAUGCGACGGAUGCACAAGAAGGUCAACAUCGUGAUAGUGAUCGGCAAGGCGGACACGCUGACGACGACGGAAGUGCAACGGUUGAAGACCCGCGUCCUCGAAGAUAUCGAAUCAAACGGCCUGCAGAUCUACCAGUUUCCCGAGUGCGAUUCGGACGAAGACGAGGAGUUCAAACAGCAGGACCGUGAACUGAAAGCCAGCAUUCCUUUUGCCGUGGUGGGGAGCAAUGUCGUGCUCGAGGUGGCCGGCAAGAAGAUUCGGGGUCGUCAGUACCCUUGGGGGGUUGUGGAUGCGGAAAACCCCCAGCACAGUGACCUCAUCAAGCUGCGUACGAUGCUCAUCUCGACGCACAUGCAGGACCUGAAGGACACCACCCGCGACGUACACUACGAGAACUUCCGGGCCCAGUGCAUUUCGCAGAUUUCUCAGCACGCGCUGCGGGAGCGCAACAAGCUGAAACGGGAAUCGAUCGCUUCCAGUCACGAAUCCAGUAGUUUUAACGACACCGAUCGGUUGCUGCAGCAGAAGGAAGAGGAAAUUCGACGAAUGCAGGACAUGCUUGCUCAGAUGCAGGAGAAGCUGAAAUGCACUCAAGUAAACGACACCGUAAUCGACGUCUAGAUGAUGAUGAUGAUGCAUCCAAACGCCAUCGAAUCCCCCACUUUUGAUGAUAAACACGCGCAAUUUUUAGGUGGAAUUUUUCGUUAUAGAUUAGGGCCUGUCUCGCACCCAAUGACGAUACACCACAUACAGAUACAACAAUCAGGAAUUUAAGAAAACGAAUGAAUUUUGGUUUCGUUCUGGUUUAUUUUGACACUUCGAUCUGUCAAACGUGACAGAUUGAAUGUCAAACAGCGCAAUAAAAACAAAAAAAAUGCAAAUUUGAGCCCAAUCACAAAUAACUCCUCAAAAAAUAGGAAACAAAAAUUCCUAUCAAGUUUGUUAACGGUAUAGAAGCUUCAUCUCCUUCCCUUAACUUACAUACCAUCCCUCUUAUCAUCAACAAACAACCAUAACACUUAAUCGAUGUCUAAUUGUAAUUGUAGCGAAAAUGUACUCAAUUUCCACACAACAAAUAGAAUCUUAUAUAGACCUAAUCAAAAUGAUAAAAAAACUAGAAUAAUAAUCGAACAUGACCAAAGAACACAAUCAACCACGAACAAUAGGCACAGUCGGAAACCACCAAAAAAAAGAACACGUUGACCUACUGAAACAGAUACAAAAUAAAGAAAAAUCGUGCAAUAAGGAAGACAGGAAGCGGACAGAGCGAAAUUUAGUCAGUCGCGAGAGUUGACGAUCAUUGGAGAGAACAAGUGAAAAAAGAAGUUGUUUCAAACAAUCGGUUUAAGCUGUUAUACUUUUGUAGUACCUAGUGUACGGUAAGUCGAGGAACGUCCGCUCUAUUUUCUAACCCAGUAGUGUUUAUAGGAAGCGACGGAACCCAACAACCAUCAGCAGUGAAAUUCAAGAAGCUAUAUUUAUAAUUGUUUGCUCUUACAAAUGUUUAUUUCUACAAACUACCAUCUAGGUUUAAUUAUUCAGAACAAGAAUAUUUAUUUUCCAUCAAGUGGAUCAAACUCGAAUCAGUUCGCGCUAGCUUAUGAUCUGUAACUACUAUUUAUUUAAUCUGAGAACAAGAAAUCGACGACCGAAUUUGUUUGCACUACCGCAAGGUUCGAACAAGGACAAACUUAUUAAUCCGAUGGAGUAGUAGUACAUAGUGUUCGAUAUGCGUUCCGCCACACCGUAAGAGUGCGUUAUCUCUUACGCGCCGGACAUUAGUGAAUCCAGUUUGUAAAAGGACAAAUUACAGUGCAACCACCUUACAAGUAUUGCUAGAAUGUCUAUAGAUAUUUCAAUAAAGUUUAAUUUUAAAACAUUGAA